UCGAUACGAUUCAUAUGAUGUGUAGAACAGGUUCCUCGGGUUUGGGCAAUGUUUGCUUUCUUGUCAGACGUACCCAUCGAGAACUCAAAUGUCCUGGAGCUUUCCGGUCAUUGGCCACAGUCUCAUCGAGGACCCCAGCUUCAAAGAUCCCACUGAGUCGAUAUGACCCAGACUCAUUCAUAGACUACCAAUCACUGGACACGAAUAUUAAUGCUAUUCGUGACAGCCUACGACGUCCCUUGACAUACGCCGAAAAGGUUCUUUACUCGCAUAUCGACAAUGCAGAUGAAGCAGACAUUCGACGCGGAAAUUCAUACGUGAAACUUCGACCUACGAGAGUAGCUUUGCAGGAUGCCACAGGCUCAAUGGCUCUCAUUCAAUUCAUGUCAGCGAGUAUCGACACUGUCGCUGUUCCCACAAGCGUGCAUUGUGACCAUCAAGUUGUGGCAAAAGAAGGCCGCGAUACGGAUGUUGCUACUUCUAAUCAGGUUAACGGAGAAGUGUAUGACUUUCUGAAAAGUGUUUGUGCGAAAUAUAGUGCUGGGUUUUGGAAACCUGGAGCGGGCAUCAUUCAUCAGACUGUUCUUGAGAAUUAUGCUUACCCUGGUGGCUUGAUGAUUGGGACCGACUCUCAUACCCCUAAUGCUGGCGGUCUUGCGAUGGCUGCCAUUGGUGUGGGAGGAGCAGAUGCUGUUGAUGUUAUGGCGGGGCUCGCUUGGGAGAUCAAAGCACCAAAGGUCAUUGGCGUCCACCUCACUGGCUCGCUAUCUAGAUGGGCUUCUCCGAAGGAUGUGAUCUUGAAGCUAGCAGGUGAAUUGACAGUCAGGGGUGGGACUGGCUCCAUUAUUGAGUAUUUUGGUCCUGGAAUAAACAGUCUCAGUUGUACAGGUAUGGCCACAAUAUGCAAUAUGGGAGCAGAGACAGGCGCAACCACCUCAAUCUUUCCCUACACAAACCAGAUGGGACGCUAUCUUGAUGCCACCGGUCGGUCACACAUUCGACGAGCUUCAGAAAGUAGAGCAAAUAGACUUGCGGCCGAUCCUGGAGCUGAGUACGAUCGAGUCAUCAGUAUCGAUCUGUCUUCACUAGAGCCACACAUCAAUGGCCCAUUGACACCUGAUCUAGCUACACCGAACUCUAAAUUCAAAGAACUGGUUGGAAAGAAUGAUUGGCCCCGCAAGCUUAGUGCAGCUCUAAUCGGAUCCUGCACGAACUCAUCCUUUCAAGACAUGAGUAGGGCCGCUGACUUGACAAGGCAAGCACUCGAUGCUGGGCUUAAACCUGCAGUGCCACUGCUCCUGUCACCUGGCAGUGAGCAGACUCGUCUGACUCUUGACCAAGCUGGAGUUCUUGAGACUUUCGAUCAAGCAGGUGCAACGGUUCUUGCAAAUGCUUGUGGGCCAUGUUGUGGAUCCUGGGAGCGAACAGAUGUGAAGAAAGGAACUCCAAAUUCUGUUGUCUCGUCGUACAAUAGGAACUUCACAGGCCGACUAGAUGCAAAUCCUGCGACUUCGAUUUUCCUCACGUCCCCAGAAAUGGUUUUGGUUAAAGCAUUUGGAGGGCGUAUCGACUUCGAUCCGGUCACUGACUCGAUCACGGCUCCAGAUGGAAAGGAUUUCAAGUUCCAGCCACCAAUCUCUGACAUUCUUCCAGAAAAUGGUUUCCAGAAUGCUGAUUAUGUGUAUACACCACCACCGUCUGAAAGGUCGGAUCUCACAGUGGACAUUGACCCCGCUUCGACUCGCUUGCAGCGACUCUCGCCAUUUCCAGCUUGGAACAAUGAAGAUUUUGUGGAUAUGCCAAUAUUGAUCAAAGUGGUGGGAAAGUGUACUACAGAUCACAUCACACCUUCGGGGAAAUGGUUUGCAUGGCGUGGGCACCUCGAGAACAUAUCAAACAACACACUCAUUGGUGCAACAAACGCAGCAAACAAGUCCAUCAACAGUGUUAAAAAUGUCUUCACUGGCACCUAUAACACAGUCCCAGAAACGGCACGACAUUACAAAGCCAGGAACCAAGAUUGGGUCAUUGUCGGAGACUCGAAUUACGGCGAAGGCUCAUCUAGAGAGCAUGCCGCUCUUCAGCCUCGAUAUUUGAAUGGUAAAGCAGUCGUCGCAAAAUCAUUUGCUAGGAUUCACGAAUCGAAUCUCAAGAAACAGGGCAUGUUGCCUCUCACAUUCUCUUCCGAGGCAGAUUACGAUAGGAUCGAGGAAGAUGAUCGGAUUAGCCUUGUUGAUUUGAAGAACCUUUCUUCGGGUCGCCAGGUCGACAUGGUUGUGAAAAAGGAGAGUGGAGAGAAGUGGAGGACGAAGUUGCAUCACACUUUCAAUAAGGAACAGAUUGAGUAUUUCAAGGCCGGGAGUGCACUCAAUUUGAUGGGCAAGAUGAAGAGAGGGGAGUUUGCUACAACGUAGCCUACACCAUAGUUCGCGGUGUUUUAUGAAGCUUUGGAGUUUGGUUACUUGCAAUAUUUUAUCGGAAAGCAUAUUUCCUUCAAUCAUGGUCUCCUACUGCUCAUCCGCAUGAAAGCAAGAGGGUGGAAGAACACAGCAACUUGGACAAUCCCUCCAUGGUAUCUGAAGAAGGGAAGGAUAUGACCGGG
Messenger RNA from Mollisia scopiformis, 2602 nucleotides. Its product is annotated as aconitase. Gene Ontology annotation, cellular component: mitochondrion; cytosol. NCBI's taxonomy places the organism in Eukaryota, Fungi, Ascomycota, Leotiomycetes, Helotiales, Mollisiaceae. The transcript has 6 exons. Gene Ontology annotation, biological process: tricarboxylic acid cycle. The record is from RefSeq and is a predicted model, not a curated record. The coding region runs from base 15 to 2414 and encodes 799 amino acids. Gene Ontology annotation, molecular function: 4 iron, 4 sulfur cluster binding; aconitate hydratase activity.